UCUCUGUAGAUUAUGGCCAAUUGUAGCAGUGCUUCUUGCUCCAAAAGAAUGUUUGUCUGGGAGGAACCGUAGGGCAUACAUUCUCCAACAGAGGGAGACUACAGGCAGCUGAGACAAGGAACAACAAAGUCCUUUCAACAUAAAAAAGGGGACUCUGUCUGAAGUGAGCCAUCUGUCAUCUGUUAAAAUCAUCUCUUGGGGGCCGACAUUUCCAUGGCUGUAAAUAUUGGCAGUGUUGCCCAAGCAGGCCUGCUUUCCCAGCAGUACCCACCGCCUCUGCUCCCUAAACCUGGAAAGGAAAAUGUCCGGCUGCAGAAAAUACUUAAGAAAACUGCCAAGAAAAAAGCUGCCUCACAGGCCUCGCAGACACCAGUCCCUUUCCGCUCAAGUCUCUCUCCCGUAAAUGAGGCCAGUCCUGACCUGGAGCACAGUGACCAUUCAACUCCACCCAAGACACCAGAGACACCUGUCUAUGGAGGUACAUUGCACCCACGUUUCAACGUCAAGCCACUGUAUCAACAUUCAGCAUCCCCUUACCCUCAUCAUCGAGGUUUCGCUUACAGCACACCAGCAAGGUUCUCUCCACAGCCCUAUGUUACUCCAGGCCUUACUGCACCGCAUCACAUGGCCCCACUAUUCUCUUAUACAACACCACCUCAUUCAGUUCCAUCCUAUGCUGCAACAUCUGUUACUGUUACAUCUGUAACAGCUGUAACUGCCAUGACUGAGAUAGUCAGACCUGUGGACUCAAAACUAGGUGCAGAAGUUCCUGCAGCAGUUCAACACACAAACAGCGUUGUGCUGGUGACCAGCUCAAGCCUUACACCAACUUUCAUUACCUCUACAGCUGCAAGUCCUCAACCAAAUGCUUUAGAUGGGAUAAAACCUUCAAAACCUAUGUUUGACGUUCCACAAAUUACAAAUUACACUUCAAAGACUGCAGGUUUAAAAACGUAUUAUUCAUCAUCACCAACACUAGACAGGAGUAAAACACCAGUAAAAAUACUUUCUGAGGUGAAGCGAGGGCCCACACCAACAUUUGAGGUGAGAAGGAUUGUGACACCAACAUCAGAGCUGAAGAGAGAUAAAACACCAACCAGAGAAAUCAGAAGUGGGACAACACCUACAUCUGAAAUCAAGAGGGGUCCAACACCUACCUCUGAAGUCAAGAGGGGUGCCACGCCAACCUCUGAAAUCAAAAGGGGUCUGACACCUACAUUUGAAAUCAAAAGGGGGACAACGCCUACAUAUGAAAUCAAAAGGGGGACAACACCUACAUAUGAAAUCAAAAGGGGUACGACACCUACGUCUGAAAUCAAAAGGGGUACAACACCUACGUCUGAAAUCAAAAGGGGUACGACGCCUACAUCUGAAAUCAAAAGGGGUACGACACCUACAUCUGAAAUCAAAAGGGGUACGACACCUACGUCUGAAAUCAAAAGGGGUACGACACCUACGUCUGAAAUCAAAAGGGGUACGACACCUACACCUGAAAUCAACAGAGGCACAACCCCAACACUGGAAAUUAAGAGAGGCACUACCCCAACAUCUGAAAUAAAAAGUGAUGCAUCAUUAUUAACUGACACAAAAAGAGGUAGAACGUUGACAAGAGCACGGACACCAACAUUAGAUUUUUCUCCAUCAAAAACUCCCACAGGACGCCCCAAGACUCCAUCAUAUCAUGUGUCACCUGCUAGGACAAAUAUCAUUGAAAUUUCAAGAGCUAAUCCACUUUUAUUUGCUGUUUCCCCUGUGCAUAUGGAGGGCAGAAGAUCCAAAACACCAACCUCAAGUUUACUGGGGUCAAGUGAUGAAAUUCCUAAAGAAAAAGAGAAACCAAAGGAAAAAAGUCUUUCAGAAGCUAUACAAAAUGGGGAGGUUCAAGUGAAACCAUCUGAGAUUUCAGUAGAUAAAAUGUCUUCUGAAAUCAUCAGAGAACGUGAAUUAUCCAAACCAAAGACCCUAACACAAGAUGCUCCAAAGUUUACAGAGAUCUCAGGAUCUCAAAGCACAAAAGCACCUGUACAUGAAAAUAAUAAAUCUGUAGCCCCUACAGCUGGGUAUCAGUCACCCAAAACAUCAGUUCAUGAGUUUUCGAAACCAGUAUCUUCACCAGGGCAACAGAGACCAAGAGUACCUCUAGGUGGUCAAAGACCUAGAACACCAACGUCAAAAAAAUCAAUAUAUUAUGGAUUAACCCCUGCUGAAUAUGUCGCCCAUGGGGGAAUACAAAGUUGUACACCUGCUUUUAGUAUGUCUAGAUCCCUAUCACCAUCCACUGUGGUAUCUAAAGCUCCAGAACAUGAAAAACAAGAACCUAUACAAAAAGCACAGAGUAAAGCAAAAGAACAAUCUACUUUGAAAGAGGCAGCUAGGCCUAAAGCAAUGUCUAAGGAGACAGAGGCAUCAAAAACACCUGUGGGUAAAGUACCAUCAUCCACAGAUAGUGCUCUUGACAAUGGAACCCCAGUUGCACCAUCUUCAGAAGUCUCAGAGCCAACACCACUAGUGCAGACAAAGCUAAAACCUGUGCAAGAGACAUCUAAGAUACUUACAUCAGAAGCAAAGGAAACAAAGGAAAAAGUUCCUGUAGUUACUAUUCCAACCAUUGUGGUGUCUAAAGUUGACACACCACCUGUAGAAUCACCAAAAGCAGUGACCACUGUUCCUGUGGCACAGAGAGUCAGGACUCCAACUUACAGCCCUCCUAAACCAAAAACACCACUACCUGACUCUGUGGUGGAAACUACUAAACCUGAAUCUAAGCCAACAGCACCAUCUGCAAAACCUACAACACCUGACCAAAAUGCAGACAUGGCUAAAAUCUCAAAGCCAACUCCAGCAGAAGCUGCGGUUACUACAACAAUAAACAAAGUGUCAAAGAAGCCAUCAGUACAGCAGAAGUCUUUGUUAGAGAGGAUUAAAGAGCAAAAAUCUUUAGUAACAAUGGCUUCUGACAAAACUGCAACAAAGAAGACAGAAGAUAAGCCUCUGGCCAAGCCAACAGAUGACCAGAAGGACAAAGCAAAAUCUGAGGAAGCAGAAGCUAAAGUGAGUACCCUACAGGAGACUAAGCCUGCAGUGAAAGAGAAGGCAGACAACGGUUCCCUCCCAACCGCAGAGCCUCCCCUGAAGGUGAUUCAGAAGCCAAAAGGUAUGAAGUCAAAGCUCAGUGGCUGGUCUCGUCUCAAGAAACACAUGGUGGUGGAGGUAGAGGAGCCAAAGUUUCCUGAGUGCAAGCCAGAGCUGAAAAAAGAUGCCCCUGAAGCCACUGCUCAGAUACCCAGUGAGCAGAAAAAACAGGACCAAGAGGCAGAUAAGAUAAGUGAAACAUCUCAGAGCCAAGAUGGUAAAGAGGGUGCCAGGGCUGUAAAAAUGUGGGAUGCUGUCCUCUUCCAAAUGUUUUCUACCAAAGAGAGUAUCAUGCAACAGAUCGAAGCCAGCAAAACUGAGGAGCAAAAGAAAGAAGAGGCUAUGCUGAAUAAACCACAAGAAAUUCCAACGUUUGCCCAUCGUCUUCCAGUUCUCCUUUACAGCCCCCGAUUUGAUGCCAGAAAACUGAGAGAGGCCGCAUCACGACCAGUGACAAAGAUUGCAACAGUAUUUGAGAUGGGUCUCAUAGGCCGCAAAAAUAAAGAUGAAGAGCCAAAAGACUUUAACAGAACAGCCAAAGGGUUCGCUACUAAAAAAACCACUGAUGUGUAGCUGAAGAGUAGAUGGUAAAUGGACAAGGAUGUUAUAUUUUUUCAGUAAUAGUGUACAGUUCUCUUUAUCUAGGUUCAGUUACCUUAAAGUUACUAAAUAGCAAAAUAAAUGUUAUUUGUAUGAAACACGCUGAGGAAUUUGAAUGAUGGGCAUGACAUUGUUUCACUUCACUGCCAGUCUCUCUGAUUUAUUGUAAGACAUAUUAGUUUAGCAGAGAGGAAUACAAGACGUGGGCCUUUCAGGUAGACAUCUCGUUCUGAUUAAAGAAUGCUUUGAUUACGCAUUCAUAUCUUCUUUAUUUUGUACCCACUGCCAGUGGGAACUGCUGUGACAGAAUUAUAAACCUACUUAUGCAGUGCUCUUAUGGCUCAAGCUAGCCAUAAGAAUCACACUCUAAAAUUCAUACCAUGUAAAUGGAAGAGAGGUUGAGAAUUUUUUUGCGGAAAUGCAUAAUGGAAGUGUUAAUCUAGUUUAAUGUUCAGGAUUCAACAUGGUGCUUAUGAAAGUGAAGGGCAUAUCAAAUGUGCCCUUUUCUUUUUCUUUUCUGUUUUUAUUUUUUGCUUUUUUAGACGAUGCCAGCAGGGGGUACUGAGGGACAAAACUCUGAUAGUGUGUUGAGUGAAGGAACAGGUUUGACAGGGUAAGCGAAAGUUGUAGGUGGGUAGAUGGGUGGGAUGGGGUGAUAUGGGAUGACUGUGAUAUAAAGUAGAUUUGAAAAUCAGAGAAAAAAAUCAGUAUGGAAGAAACAUGCACAGUAAGUACUCAGAGCUUCUGAAUCUCAUGUGAGAACACAGAUAUUGCACAAAUCUUGAUGACUGGAGCAUGUCUGUAUGAAGCUACAUGCCUGAAGUGUUGACAGGCAGCUUUCACUGCCUGAACUCUGAAGUGGAAUAUAAAAGCCAAAGCAUUCUGCUUAACUGGAAAAAUUAUGUGGGUGGUUGUAUAACAGAGCAGCAAAUACUGACUGUCAACUGUUGUGCAUGGCUAAAAUGUUUGGGCAAGAUGUUUCAGACUAAAGUUAUGUUAAAAUCUGAUAUUAAUUGUCUGUACCGUAUGUUUUAAGCUUAGCCUUUUUUUGCAUGUAUGUCAGCCUGGGUACACGUUCUCUGUAUGGGCAGUGAUGUGUAUAAUGCUUUGCAUAUAAUGUUUUAUAUUUAUUUUUUUAAUAAAAACGCUUGAUUUGGAAA
Messenger RNA from Pygocentrus nattereri (red-bellied piranha), 4892 nucleotides. RefSeq names its product proline rich 33 (gene prr33). The record is from RefSeq and is a predicted model, not a curated record. The coding region runs from base 214 to 3705 and encodes 1163 amino acids. The transcript has 3 exons. NCBI's taxonomy places the organism in Eukaryota, Metazoa, Chordata, Actinopteri, Characiformes, Serrasalmidae.